GGGAAUUCUUAGGGGCCUUGUGAACCCGGCGGGCCGAGGCCGUCUUCCCCUGGGCCCGGCCGUUCCUGUUGGCUGCAGACGCAGACCGCGAGCUCGAGGACUCUGGUGUCCAGUUUCCCUUGACCUUGAGGACCCGGGAAGGUCGUAUGAGCCAUGGCUAUGACUAGCAUCAGAUUGCCCAGCAGCGUUUUAAGAAAGCCAGAUGCCUGGAUUGGGCUUUGCGGAGCGCUACGAGGGACACCUUCACAUAAACACUGUGCUUCCUGGAAUCGAUACUUAUAUUUGUCUAGUACCAAGUUAAAUGCUUCAAAUUAUAAAACAUUUUUCCAUAACAUUUUCUCACUGAGACUCUCAGGGCUUUUAAUAUCUCAAGAAUAUAUUUUCCCAUUUUCCAUAAGACUCAAAAGUAAUGUAAGCUCUAAAAAAUCCACUAAAAAGACUCUGCAAAAAGUGGAAGAUGAAGGGGACUCUGAUGAAGAGAGUGAGCAUCAUGAGAUGAGUGAGCAGGAAGAGGAGCCAGAGGACGACCCCAGUGCGGUCAGAGACCAUAAGGACCUGGACAAAGUAGUGCAGUCUUUCCGAUAUGAUGUUAUCCUGAAGACAGGCCUAGAUAUCGGGAGAAACAAAGUGGAAGAUGCAUUCUACAAAGGUGAACUCAGGCUGAACGGGGAAAAAUUAUGGAAGAAAAGCAGAACGGUGAAAGUGGGAGAUACAUUGGAUCUUCUAAUUGGAGAGGAUAGAGAAGCAGAAACAGAGACAGUGAUGAGGAUUCUCCUGAAAAAAGUGUUUGAAGAGAAGACCAGCAGUGAGAAAUACAGAGUGGUGUUACGGCGGUGGAAACAGUUAAAAUUGCCUAAAAAAUGUACGCUCAAAUAAAUGGAUUGCUUUUUAGCGAUAAAGCUGCUUUCUAGUGGUGGGGGAAGGGGCCAGGUUAAAAAGAGGACGUUUUUAUUAAAAUAAGGUUCUCCUACCA
Orcinus orca (killer whale) is the source of this 973-nucleotide messenger RNA. It is a transcript of the gene MTRES1, whose product is annotated as mitochondrial transcription rescue factor 1. The transcript is spliced from 4 exons. The coding region runs from base 154 to 876 and encodes 240 amino acids. Lineage: Eukaryota; Metazoa; Chordata; Mammalia; Artiodactyla; Delphinidae. The record is from RefSeq and is a predicted model, not a curated record.